AUGGCAGCCACUAUGGCGACAUACCCGUACGACGAUCCGACUAUCGAUCAACCCCAGAGAGACUAUCUGAAGAAGCUGGCCGACUUCGCUGAAGAUCAAACCCUCUCCGAGGAUCUCCGUCCAUACGUCCGAGGGAUUACCAUCGCCUUUACCGUCUUUGCUGCAUUUGUGGUUGGCUUGAGGUUCACGGCUCGUCACCUUCAGGGUGCGAGGUACCUGAAAGAUGAUUACACGAUGUUGUUUGCACUGGUGUUGUUGAUUGGGAACAUGGUCAUGAACCUGAUCUUGGUUGAUGCUGGUAUUGGACUACAUUCGGGCCGUCUGACACUAGAGCAGCUGCAGUUUCUCGACAAGACCAUGAUCGGUGCCGAGAUUCUGUACGUCAACGGAGUCAACGUGUACAAAGUAGCACUACUGUUACUAUACCUGCGAAUUUUCCCAAUGCGAGAGGUACGCAAGGGAGCAUGGAUAUGCGGCAGCUUGACGUCGCUUUGGACGCUUGCCUGCGUCGUCGCCGCCUCCAUCCAGUGUCUGCCCCUGAACACCCUUUGGGAACCGUGGAAGCCGGGUACUUGCAUCAACCUGUUCUUAACACAACUUGCUAUCGCCGUUCCGAGCAUCAUUGUCGACAUUGCGAUUCUCUAUCUUCCGAUUCCCCACGUUUUGAAACUACAAAUGAACAAGGCUCAACGAAUCUUGGUUCUCUUCACCUUCUUGCUUGGAAGCUAUGUUGUGUUCUGUAGUGUCUACCGCUUCAGAAUUUUCUUGCUAUACACGAAAAAUGAUGUUCCUUACUCAUUGGCUCAAGGUCUGGCAUGGAACAUCAUUGAGAUUAGCAGUGGCAUCGUGUCCGCCUGCUUGCCGACUCUUGGUCCCAUCGUACGUGUGCUAUGGAAGGGUCUACUCGACUCCGCUCAACGAAGUGGUUUGGACAGGUACGCCCCGUCCUCCUCCAACAAGAAGUCAACGGGACGGUCAGCAGGCAUGACCAUCGGCGGUGGUCGAUCCGGGAAUGCCUCCCACGCCAGAGACGGCUCAAAAGACUGGUCCAAGCUUCCCGAAGCCAAUGCCAAACCAAACUUCCGGGAGGAGUCCAAGUACGGCAUCGGCCUCCGGACCAUGGGUGGAGGCGACGACGACCGUAGCUCCCGAAGCUCAAACGACGUCGAGCUGAUGCCCCAGAGCACAGUCAGCGUAACCGUACGGAGUCCGGCUAGGGACAGUUUCCCCGAACAUGAAGCGGGUAUGAGUGCGAGGGAGCACUACCACGGGAAGAAGAUCUCGAAAGAGAGCAAUUCGGGGUAUCCCCACUCGGACAACAGGAUAUGGCAGCAUCGUGAGGUGGAGAUAACGACGGAGCCGGUAGAACCGGAGUCGGUCUUGCCUGAUUUUAACAGGAAAAGGAAGUCGGGGAUAUAA
Molecule: messenger RNA, 1419 nt
Organism: Colletotrichum godetiae
Lineage: Eukaryota; Fungi; Ascomycota; Sordariomycetes; Glomerellales; Glomerellaceae
Exons: 5
Coding region: 1-1419 (472 amino acids)
Source: RefSeq, a predicted model, not a curated record